Molecule: messenger RNA, 816 nt
Organism: Metschnikowia bicuspidata var. bicuspidata NRRL YB-4993
Lineage: Eukaryota; Fungi; Ascomycota; Pichiomycetes; Serinales; Metschnikowiaceae
Exons: 1
Coding region: 120-587 (155 amino acids)
Source: RefSeq, a predicted model, not a curated record
AAAAGGGGAAAGAUCAGGGGGCGGCGCCCUUUUUAUAUAUUGCUGGCUGUAAAAACGGAAAUGUGGCUAGGGCCAAAAUAGCAUUCCCGCAGUUUAUUGCGUCGUGCACAUACUCCGGGAUGCGUCGCUCCUCCCCCUGCCGCUGCGAGGCUUGCGCGCUAUAUAGGGAUGAUAUGCUCGAUUGGAGUGGCAACCAGCACUGUGCAAUUUGGCUGAAUGAUCCCAUGAAGUUUAAAUCAAGGAAUAGGGGUUUUUCUAGUUCCAUGAGACUGUUUCAUCAUAGAUUUUAUGGAAGCUGUACUCAUAACAUACGGCUGCGUUCGACAAACAUCACAUGUGAUUCCUGCCAUCCGCGAAAUCUAUCACAACAAUUCGCGAUCGGCAUUGCAGCGUUCUCGCGACGCUGCGAGUUUAGACUUCCUCUGGUAUAUUCAUCGCAGAUCGCGCAUGGGGCUAGGCCGCCACCAGCCUCUUGGGGAUCUUGGCUGCGGAUGGCUCUUUUCUUUUUUCGCCAGCAAAGCAAGGCUACCAUCAGCAAACGCAGUGAUUCAGGAACCGCUACUUCAGAAUGCUUUGUUGUAAUGUAAGGGUCCCUAGCGAGCUCCCUCUAUUGUUGCUUUUCAUUCGGCUAUUUGGAUUUUCAAGAUAGGCGCUGCGCACCUGGGGCUGCAUGCAUGCACUCCGGAGUGAACAUCUCCUGCACCGUGUCCCGGGACGUGUAAACAACCCGUCAUGAAAACGAAGGGGGUCUCUGUUCAGAUGCGUGAGAAUCUGCAUUGGGGUGAAAACAAAAUAUGACGUAUCGGAAAUGUGCCC